This is a messenger RNA of Vigna unguiculata (cowpea), 3367 nucleotides long. Its product is annotated as TMV resistance protein N-like. Gene Ontology annotation, biological process: defense response; signal transduction. The record is from RefSeq and is a predicted model, not a curated record. Lineage: Eukaryota; Viridiplantae; Streptophyta; Magnoliopsida; Fabales; Fabaceae. Gene Ontology annotation, molecular function: ADP binding.
CAUUCAGCAGGUUUGGUUUUGGAGAGCCAUAACAAGUCAACCGUAAUUAAUCACAGCAACUUUUGUUCAUGGCUAUAAGAUCACACUCCCAAAAAUUCACCUACGAUGUGUUCCUCAACUUCAGAGGCUCAGACACACGCUAUGGUUUUGCUGGCAAUCUUUACAAAGCUCUUGAUGAUAGGGGAAUCCACACUUUCAUUGAUGAUGAGAAGCUUCAGGGUGGAGAUGAACUAGCACCAACACUUGUGAAGGCAAUUCAAGAGUCCAGGAUUGCCAUCACUGUGCUCUCUCACACCUAUGCUUCUUCUUCAUUUUGUUUGGAUGAACUGGUUUACAUCCUUGAACGUGCUGAGGAGAAAAAGUUGCUGGUUUUGCCAGUUUUUUAUAACGUGGAUCCUUCUUUUGUGAGGUACCAAGAAGGAAGUUAUGGUGAAGCAUUGGCUAGGCAUGAGGAAAGGCUCAAAGCUAAUAAUAAUAAGGAGAAGUUGGAGAAAUGGAAGAUGGCUCUUCAUCAAGUAGCUAACUUCUCUGGCUUUCAUUACAAAUAUGGAGAAGAAUAUGAAUACAAGUUUAUUGGGAGGAUUGUUGAGUGGGUCUCUGGUGAGAUUAAUCGUGCUCCUUUACAUGUGGUGGAUUACCCGGUUGGAUUAGAUUCACAAGUGUUAAAAGUGAUGAAGCUUUUGGAUGUUGGAUCUGGUGAUGGUGUCCACUUGAUAGGGUUCUAUGGAAUGGGUGGGGUAGGGAAAACGUCACUUGCUUCAGCAGUUUAUAAUUUGAUUGCUGGCCAUUUUGAUGGUUCCUGUUUUCUUCAAAAUGUGAGAGAGAAAUCAAACAAACACGGGUUAGAUCAUCUUCAAAGCAUCAUUCUUUCCGAAAUACUUGGAGAUAAGAGAAUCAUGUUUCCAAGUGAGCAGCAAGGAAUUUCAAUGAUACAACACAGACUCCAGAAAAAGAGGCUUCUUUUGAUUCUAGAUGAUGUUGACAAGCACGAGCAGUUACAGACACUUGUUGGAAGGCCUCACUGGGUUGGUCGUGGAAGCAAAGUCAUCAUCACCACUCGGGACAAACAUCUGCUGACAUCUCAUCAUGUUCAAGAAACAUAUGAGGUGAAGAAAUUAAACAAGAACCAUGCUCUUCAAUUACUUACAUGGAAAGUUUUCAAAUCAGAACAUGUUUAUCCGGCAUACGUGGAGGUGUUGAAUCGUGCAGUAACUUAUGCUUGUGGCCUUCCAUUGGCUUUGGAAGUAAUAGGUGCCAACCUGUGUGGAAAAAGUAUACAAGAAUGUGAAUCUGUCAUAGAUCAAUAUAAAAUAAUUCCAAACAAUCGAAUCCAAGAGACUCUUAAAGUAAGCUUUGAUGCUUUGCAGGAAGAAGAGAAGAGAGUUUUUCUUGACAUUGCUUGUUGCUUCAAAGGAUAUAAACUAACAGAAGUUGAAGAUAUACUUCAUGCUCAUCAUGGUGCUUGUAUGAAAUAUCAGAUAUGUGUAUUGGCUGAAAAAUCUCUCAUAAAGAUUGAUCAGUAUGACAGAGUUACAUUGCAUGACUUGGUAGAGGACAUGGGUAAGGAAAUUGUCAGACAAGAAUCACCAGAAGAACCAGGGAAGCGCAGUAGGUUAUGGUUACCAAAUGCUAUAAUCCAAGUUUUGGAAGACAACACUGGAACAAGUGAAAUUAAAAUCAUAUGUCUGGAUUUCCCCUUGUUUGAAAAGAAAAUGGUAGAAUGGGAUGGGAUGGCCUUCCAGAAGACGGAAAACCUCAAAACACUUAUUAUUAGAAAUGGUAUUUUUUCUGAUGAUCCCAAAUGUUUUCCAAAUAGUUUGAGAGUGUUGGAAUGGUGGAGAUAUCCUUCACAUUGUUUACCAUCUUAUUUUCAACCAAAACAACUUGCAAUAUGCAAGUUACCGCAUAGCCUCUUCAUGUCAUUUCAGAUGGGUGGCUUAAGCAAGAAGCUCAGGAAUCUACGGGUUUUGAAUUUUGACUGCUGUGAAUGUUUAACUCAGAUACCCGAUGCUGUAUCUAAUCUCCAAAAUUUGGAGGAACUUUCGUUUAAAAAUUGCGUAAAUUUAGUUAGAGUUCAUAAUUCGGUUGGUCUGCUGCAUAAACUUAGGAUAUUGGAAGCUUCUGGUUGCAUCAAGCUUAGGAAUUUUCCACCCCUGAAGUUGAGUUCUCUUGAAAAACUUGAACUUUCACAUUGUUCUAGUCUCAAGAGUUUUCCAGAAAUUAUAGGAAAGAUGGAAAACAUAAGGGAACUUCGGUUGCUAGGAACUCUCAUAAAAGAGUUGCCACUUUCAUUUCAAAAUCUAACUCGGCUUAGAAAGUUGUCCUUGCUAUUCUGUGGAAUUGUUCAGUUACAAAGCAGCAUUGUCAUGAUGCCAGAACUGACUCUUAUUGAGGCUUGGGGAUGGAAAGGGUGGCAGUGGACAAAGCGGGAAGAGGAUGAAGAAAAAGAUGGCUCAAUGGUACCUUCAAAAGUAGAAUUGCUUUGGGCGUCAAAAUGCAACCUGUGUGAUGAUUUUUUUCAAAUAGGUUUCACACGGUUUGCUCAUGUGAUAGAUUUAGACCUAUCGAACAAUAAUUUCACACACCUUCCUGAAUGCAUCAAAGAAUGUCAAUUUUUAAAAAAGCUUGACGUCAGUUGUUGCAGGCAACUUCGGGAAAUCAGAGGAAUUCCACCAAAGUUGAAACAUUUCAAUGCAACAAACUGUUUGUCACUGACAUCCUCGAGUAUAAGCAUGUUCCUGAACCAGGAUCUGCAUGAGACUCGAAAAACUCUGUUACUUUUGCCAGGAUCUAGGAACCCUGAAUGGUUCAAUCACACAAGUUAUAGACCAUCGAGUUCUUUCUGGAUUCGCAACAAGUUCCCUGGCAAAGUUCUUUGUCUUUUUGUUGCACCGAAGGAUAGAGACAUUAGUGAUUAUGUUAAACCCAUGUUGCUCAUCAAUGACAAAGUUUAUGUAUGUUUCUUUGAUAGGCUCAAGUUCUUGAAGUUGGGAGCAGAACACACAUUUCUUUUCGAUCUACGAAAUUUAAUUUUUACCAACAAUCUGUAUGAAGUGCCUUUAGAAAAUGAAUGGAACCAUGUGAAGGUUACAUGUUUUGAUUUGACAGCAGCCUCAAUGCCUACACCGGUGCCUAUACAAAGCGGAAUCCAUGUAUUCAAGCAGGAAAAUAGCGAUGAAGAUAUCAUGUUCACUGAUCCUUAUACAAAGAAGAGGGAGCUAGAAAUGAUCCUUCCUCUUUCUCCAUCUAUUAUUUUGGACUUGGAUUUGAACUUUGAUUAUUUGGACUUUUGAUUUGGGCUUUGAUUUGGACUUUGAUGUUUCUGAUAACUUUUCUGAUAGUAUGUUAAAAAGGUUCUUGACUUGGA